UGAUGCAUCAAGCUGCACUUGACGCCUGUUAGCUAACAACCAUCACAGCUUCCCAAGUGUCAGCAGAAAAGAUCUGACUGACAGCAUCUAUAAGAAGAAAAUAUUUUGGUUGGAGUAGCAGUUGGGAUUGUAGUUAUUUUUACCUUUUUGAACAACCUCCAUCUGCAGACAUCAUGUGCACCGGAUCCUGUUCUAAAUUCAUUGCCAUCCCACUCUACAUCCUGGCUUUAGUGUCCAUCAUCUGCAACAUCAUGCUAUUCUUCCCUGACUUUGAGACAAAGUAUGCAUCCGAAGACAGGGAAGGAGAGGACCGUAUCACUGAGGAGGUUAAAUACAUGUCGGGCCUGAUAGGAGGAGGAAUCUUGGUCCUCAUUCCUGCCAUUCACAUUCAUCUGACCAGUGCUAAGAACUGCUGUGCCAACCGCUGUGGGAUGUUCCUGUCCAUUGGUUUUGCAGCAGCUGGUGUGGUUGGGGCCAUCUACAGUCUGAGUGUUGCUGCCCUGGGUCUUGCUAAUGGGCCUACAUGCUACUGGCAAAAUAAUGUCAACCCCAUUCCUACUUGGGGGACACCCUUUGCUAACAGUAACGGGAGCUACCUGAGUGACAAGGAGAUGUGGGAUUGGUGUAUACUUCCAAAGAAUGUGGUGCAAUUCAACGUGGGACUGUUCUCCACUCUGCUAGUGGCAGCAUGCCUGGAGCUCGCAUUGUGUCUCAUCCAAAUGGUCAACGGACUUUUUGGAUGUAUCUGUGGCACCUGCAGUGGCAAGGAGUAAACUGAACCACAACUCACCAUGACUUCUUGAAGAGCAAAUGACAUGGAUCAUCAUUAUCAACUCUGUCGUCAUUAUCACCAUCACAAUCUUCAUCAUCAACAUUAUCAUAAUCUGCCGCACCAAGGGUUAUGAGAUGGGGAUUGAGAGUGUUAUUUCUUCAAGAGGAAUGACUGGGAUUAUCUACUAUGUGUCUAUUUCAUGUUCUCAGAUUAUACUGAUUGUAGACUGUAGAUGGAAAGAACUGAGGUAUGCUGUGUUUGUAUAUGUAAAUUUGUAUGUUUAAAAUAUUUUGUAACAAAGCCCUGAACAUAAGCUAACAGAGGAGAUAGUUUUCAGAAGAAACUAAUUGACAAGUUGUUUUCUUGAUGUCCAGAAAAACCUUUAAUCACCAAUUUAGGCAGAAAUACACUCACAACAAAUGACUAUCAAAAAUGGCAAGUUGUCAUCUAAAUGCUAUUGUUGACGAUUCAUAUUUACAAUACAUUCAUAAACAGUAGAUCAAACAAAUACAUUUAUUCAAGUACAGUAGUUUGCAGAUUUUUUGUAGUAAAAAAAACAUGUAACAUUACAUGUAAUGCAAUGCAGUUGAACUAGCCAACAGCAAAGCCUCUGUCUCCACCUGCUACAACAUAAAAAUAAUAAAACAAACCUGUA
Molecule: messenger RNA, 1427 nt
Organism: Epinephelus moara (kelp grouper)
Lineage: Eukaryota; Metazoa; Chordata; Actinopteri; Perciformes; Serranidae
Gene: tm4sf21b
Product: transmembrane 4 L six family member 21b
Exons: 5
Coding region: 174-773 (199 amino acids)
Cellular component (GO): membrane
Source: RefSeq, a predicted model, not a curated record